Macrosiphum euphorbiae (potato aphid) is the source of this 1011-nucleotide messenger RNA. The record is from the annotation of a GenBank genome assembly. Lineage: Eukaryota; Metazoa; Arthropoda; Insecta; Hemiptera; Aphididae.
AUGAUCCAGUGGUUUCUACUAACAGCAUUUUUAUAUAAAACUAUUUUUAAUAUUAUUACUCCGUUAAGUAAAUUAUUACAAACUAAAGAUAUUGAUAUGAUAGGUGUUGUUACUGAGGUUCAAAAAAAAAUUAGUGAAUUAAAAAAUUCUCGAAGUAAUUUUAAAUUUCAGAACAUUGUUAAUGAAGUCGAAAAUUUCAAAAAAUCUUCAACAUUGUCUUAUGAAAAUUUUAAACCUUUAGCUCAGAAGCGGACUAAACGAAUUCCACAAUUACCAGGAGAGUUAGCUUCUGAUGAAAUAAUUGAAAAUCCACUAGACAAUUUUAAGAUAAAUACAUUUUUUGUAGCGUAUGACACAUCAAUUACUCAAAUUGAAUCUAGAUUUACUGAACAAACUUCUGGUAUAUUCAAAGAUAUAUCACUAUUUUCUCGUCGACGUAUUGAGGAAAUAUCAAAAGACUUACAAACAUUUCCUAAAGAUGCAUUUUCUGUGUUUGCAGAUGUUUAUAAAAAAUAUAUUAAUGUUGAAGACCUUAGGAGAGAGUACUUACAUUUCUGUAAAUGUUAUUUUGGUUUUGAAAAAAUUAAGUAUAUACCAACAAAAUUACAUAACAGUAAUAACGAUGAAAUUCAUGAAGACACUUCAUCAUCUUUGGACUCUGAUAAUUCAAAUUUAGAAACUGAACAUCCAUUUAAUGAACUUCCUAAUAAUGGAUGCAGUCUAAGUAUUGUUUUAAAUGUCCUUAGAAUCAGUGGUUUAGAUACAACCUUUCCAACACUUAAUGUUGCUUUAAAAAUAGCCUUAACACUACCGGUAGCAAGUACUACUCCUGAAAGGACUUUUUCCAAACUCACAAUCAUAAAAAAUAAAUUACGAAGCACUAUGUGCCAAGAAAGAUUAGAUAAUUUAAUGAUAUUGUCCUGUGAAGCUGACAUUCCUAUUAACAAAAAUAAUAUUAUUGAUGAAUUCGCCAAGUCUAGUGUGCAUCUGGAAAAAGCUUUGCUCUACUAA